This is a messenger RNA of Pogonomyrmex barbatus (red harvester ant), 4256 nucleotides long. RefSeq lists its product as uncharacterized. The record is from RefSeq and is a predicted model, not a curated record. Lineage: Eukaryota; Metazoa; Arthropoda; Insecta; Hymenoptera; Formicidae.
AUGUUCGGGUGCGUCCGCCACCGGUACGAUAACUUCUUGUCGACAGCCGGAUCGCGCGCGGGCGACGUCGCGGGCGGCGUAAUGCACGUCGACGUGACUUCGGAGGGUCGGUGUGGCGGCGCGUGUACGCGUCUUUCUUAAAAUAGCUCUCCGAAUACCCGCGCCACCCCGCCGUUUCUCGUGACGCCUUUUCGGGUCGCGCUUAGUUACCAUCUCCCGAGGAGAACUGGCAUCACCCAGUAUCGUAAGCACCGCGAUAAACCGACGACAUGUGCACGACGGCGGACUGCGAAGGAGGCGCCCGUGGAUUGUAUACGUCCGUCAAGUGGACAUCGAAGAGGAUAUCGACCACGCGCUCGGAUAAUCGUGGCUGUUAAUUAUGAUCUGAAUCCAAAGACUGACACGAAGCCGCCCACGGACGUAGCCCGUUUGGAGUCGCUUCGCCCGCUCUCUUCUCGAACGAGCCGCGCUCCAAAAAAGACUGACGUCUGCCUCAGACUUCGACUUAAGCCGUCAGGACACUUGUAUACUAACUGGACGCUCAAACGUCUCUGACCGAGCCAUAAACAACAAUCCGUUAUUUGGCGGAAGUUUGAAUCUCGUUUGAUCCCUGGAUGCUUGGACUUGUGUAACGUAUACGAGUCACUCGGAGAUAAUUGAUCCGUUGCCUUUUAGAUCAUACGUGCUAAAUAAUUUCACGCUCAUAUAAGAUAUUUCGAACGCUCUCGACUGCCAGCGAUUAUUGAGACUGAAAUACCAAAGCUACAAUUGGGAUUUUAGUAGAGUAAUACGAUACUCCGAUUUUCAUAUCGCGGCACACUUUCCGCCUGAUCGUAAAUCAUUACUAUGCUCAAUUAUUAUAAUCGCGUGCGGUGGCCGUCGAUCUUAUGAAAAGAACCAUCUUAUUCCAGAUAAAUUUUUAGUGCGACUGUACGUUAUUCCAAAUGUAUAUUGCUAAUUAUACACAUCGUUUUAUAUUGCUCAGUUUAUAUUGCUUGUUACCUUCGAGAGAUGAAAAUCGCGGUGAUUGCAACAAUUGCGGAAGUAUUGUGCGAUACGCAAUGAUUGACAAAUCGUAAACAGCCGUCUUACGCGAUUUUAUAUGAGGAAAAUAUUUAAUACGGUGGAAAAUAAUCGAAUUACGAAGCGACAGUUUCGCUGUCAUAUCGAGUUGAAAUUUCUUACAAACAUCGGCGCUGAAAUUUUGCGACGUUAAAGCGAAAAGAAACGCACUCGGAUAGUUCUCGAAUAUAUACGAGAACCCGAAAAUAGAUCGGUGGCGAUGCAAUACCGCGGUAUUACCAUCCUUCCGGGAAAAACUGCGCCACGGACGAAAUUGUGAAGCAAGUGGCUCAAAUAGACUUUCAAAUAGUCAUCAUUAUAUAAGAUCUUUUUUAAAUAUAUUACGGAAUUGGAUGAGGAAUCGGAUGAGCAGACGCGGAUAUUGCGCGUGAUUCCCGGCGUUUUAUAUACGUUCGAGGAAAGAGAGAGAGAGAGAGAGAGAGAGAGAGAGAGAGAGAGAGAGACUUGAAAUCCAUGAACAGAAGGAGAAUACGGACGAGAGAAACGCAUCAUCGUCUGCUCGGUACGGAGGUGGAGAGGGCAGACCGUUCGGACGUGUUCUUCUGGCAGCAGAGCCGAUUGGAUAACAAUAAUGUCGUGCGGUGGUGGAUGAAGUCACGGCGGAGGCUGAGGGGAAAGAGGGGCACAAGAUGUAUGGACGUCAGGAUAAUUCGGGCGACGGUAGCUCGAGCCAGGUGCCACCGUGGCUCGUGCGCGCCGAAGUCACGAUUCGCCACGGUGACGCGGUGACCUCCGAGACCGUGCAAAUGCCUCCGGGCACCACCACCACCACCACCGACGCGGGCGGUAUCCGCAUGAUAUGCCGCUGGAAUACGAGCGAGCCGAGCUCGACGCCGACGCCGAUAACGGCGCCAGCCGCCGCGACGUCCAACGCGUUCCCGUCGUCGGGUUGCGUCCCCGGCGGCUUCGGAUUUCAACGGGGCAAUAUACUCUUUACGUCCACGCCGCCCCAAAGAUCGCCGCCCCAGAGAUCAGGCGAGUCUUACACCCUACCGCGCUCGGGCUCGUCCGGUAAUGACGACUCCGUCUCGUCCAGAGGUCGAACGAACGUUUCUGAUUCCGGCUACAACAGCGAACAGUUCACGCCGCAGACGUAUUCGAGCCUGCCCACGCGGCGCUCGUCCCAACAGUACAAUCGCCGAUGCAAGAGCACGUGCAACAUCGUGCUCUCCACCGCGGGCGCGGAUAAGUCGAACCCUGAGAAAGUCACUACGUCUACUGAGUCCUCGAAGAUCCCGUUCGUCGAUCAGUGGUACCGUCGACCCUCGUACCAACAUAUCUUCUCGCGUCACCAAUUCAGCACAGUUCCGGAAGUCUGCGAGGACUGCGCGGAGGGAAGUACGUCUAGUGCCUUCACUACACACUUUUGCACUCGCGUCACCGAAAAGACCACAAAUAGUCGGAGCACCGCGAUAAGUAAGGACGCGGCAUCGCAAACCACCGAUAUCGAAUCGGUGCGUUCGUCGUCAACCGUGAAGAGCAACAAAAUCAAGAGAAAACCUAGCACUGGUGUCUAUCAACGUAGCGAGCAGAAAAAACAGCAGGAAAUUCGUUCGCCCCCACCGUCAGUUGGAAACACCAGUAACGAUCCUACGGUUGAGCCAGAAAAGUCGGAUUCAUCCACGAAAGAAGACGGCAGCAAGCGUAAGUCGCGUACGGUACAUAUCGACGUGUACUGCACGGGAUCCGACGACGCCAGCACGGACACGAUCAGCGAGGACGAACGCAGUACGCCCAUGACCGUCUUCGAGAACGAGGACGUCAAAGUCACUCACACUCAAGCGGCGGACAACUUGCCGCGAGGAUUUCAAGACGCGAAUGCGUUUCUGAAGCGCAGCGCCGAGCGACGAUGCGCGAGUUUCAGAAACGCACCGAUGAGACUGCCUUCGUUGGCGAGCUCAAAGGGGUACGACAGCGAUGAGGUUCUGAGUUCCCUUUACCCCUCGCGAUUUAGCUCGUACAGCGGGAUACGAGACCUCGAUUCUCUCCCGUGCUCCGCGAUGUCAUCUAGCACGGCUCUUUCGCCGUGCGAUUACGACUCGACGACCAUGACAUCGUCAAAGGAUACGUUCUCGGAUAUAGAGUCCUUGAUCAAUAGUAAAUCUGGCUUGACUCCUUGCGACAGUUUCGAAUACGCCAAUACCGCAGAUCGUGAUAGAAUACGGAGAAUGGACAUUUUAGCGAAAGCUGAUAAUGAGAGGAACAAGACCUGGCGAUCGCCGCAAAUUGAACGAAAGCAUCUACUACAAAACAGAAAAAUGAGGGAGUACUUUGAGAAACACGAAAUAGGUUGGUCGUCUGGAGAGAGUGAUUCCGACGAGAACGAAGCAGUCGGUUGGAGUUUUGUGUCCGGCGAUGACAAAUCACGACUUGUUAAAGCAGAUUCUAGCCGUCGUACGAACAAGGGUCAAAUGGAGGAAUCUAAUGCAGCUAAUUUAAAUUCGGAGGAUAGAAACGCUCAAGAGGAACGCUCUGAGUCCGCAGAGAUACGCAGAGAUUAUGUUCCAUAUUCGAAUAUUCUACGCGAUCGUAUCGGUCCGUUUGGAUCGAAGAGCCCGUCUCCUCUCCCUUCGACCAUACCCUCCCGCGUAACAUCUCCCUUCGCUACGUCAUAUGGAGAAAGAACUGAUCAUAUCAUAAAAGCUUCAAAAUUUGGAGCAGUAGUUAACGCGUUUCGAAAGCCCGGGCAUCAUAUAGGUCCUUCGAAAAAUCCAACGUGUUCGUGCGAACAUUGUCGAAGAUAUUUCGAGGGUGAAGGGAGAGGACGGUCCUCUUCGUUGAGCGAACUCGAAUGUCAUCCGGCAUUCAAAUCGCGAAAAGAGUGAUAUUUGAUUUUAAUUCUGGAUAUUUUAAAUAAUAUAUUGAUUAUUUAGUUCUUACAAGAUGACAAAGCUUUCCAUUUUAUUUAUUUAUAUUGUAAGAUUUGUAUGCGUAUAAAAAAUUAAUUGUGUUCCAUUGCGAUUAUGGCGAUUGAGAACAUUGCAAAUUUGUAUAUUGUGAUUUGUGUGCUUAAUUUAUAUUUCUUAAAAUAUUCCAUUUACCCUAUGUUGUAUAUAGUUUUUUUUAUCUAAAUUAAUUAUUAUGAGGGCUGCUAAACACAUUCUGCUGAAAAUUGAGCAUUUAUAAAAAUUAACAAAGAUGUAUUAUACUGAUUGUACUGUUAAUAAAUAUUA